Molecule: messenger RNA, 339 nt
Organism: Clonostachys rhizophaga
Lineage: Eukaryota; Fungi; Ascomycota; Sordariomycetes; Hypocreales; Bionectriaceae
Source: the annotation of a GenBank genome assembly
AUGAAGGUCACUUUCGCUCUCGUUUCUCUUCUCCCUCUUCUGGCAGCUGCCAGAACCCAGCCCAUGGCUCGGAAUCUUCCCACCGUUGACUUGGCCAGCCUCAACGAAGGCGAUUUCCACAGAUCCGCCGCCAGAAUCGGCAAGAGCGUCAUGGGCCCGGACGACGAUCUGUGCCCUGUUGGCUACCCUUUCGUCUGCAACGGCCGCUGCUGUCCGUUUAACCUUUGCUGCGCCAAGCAGUGCUGCAGCCUUAACACAGACUUCUGCGGAGCUGAUGGGCAAUGCUACAAGUAUGACUCAUCCAAGGCGCACGGCUUUACCGACAGCGCGGCUUCUUAG